AUGGAUGCGACCAUGCUCCGGUUCAUAUCUCACGUUGCUCGGUACAGCAGACAGCUAAAAUUAGCGAGAGAUGACGUGAGCGCGAGAGUUGUCGACAUCUACAAAGCUGCCGGUAACAUUAUCGAGAGAUAUCGCGUGAUAAUGGUAAAAGUUCACGCCAGCCAAGGGAUUCAGGUGCGCGCCAUCUACAAACGGAUUCGGAUCUCACCAAGAAGCCAGUGCCAGCAAAAUGCCGCCAACAGGAGCUUUGCUGAAGCGCUCGCUACCAUAGGCACCUGCACCGACUUCGGCAAGGCUUUGCUACUGGUGACGGACAGCACAGUGAAAGACACGAGGUUUGGCCCUGCACUGGCCAGAUCACCGCUGUCCUACCAGCAACCCAUCAUCCCGCAUGGACUUUCAGUUGUAACAAACAUAGGGCAGCACAAAAGUUUCUCGUAUGCUCCCCCGAAAGACUGUACAUUCUUCUCGAUCAGUGGAUUGUGGGAGAUCCCCAUUCCCUUUCUGGGCAACGAGAUUUUGGAGGGCCUAUGCUUAACACCGGAGGAAGCCAGGGACCUGGAAAGGAACACGAGGCAGCAGUCGAGGAGCCCAACAUGGCGCAAAGAGCGCAAACUGCGUUUGACAGCUUCACAUUUUGGUGCAGCUUUUGGAAAGGUCAAGUGGACUGAGAAGGGACUAGACGCUCUCACUGUCUCAAGAGACAUCUCUAAGGUCCCUGCUGUGAGACAUGGCAUUGUCAACGAGCCACUCGCCGCAAGGUGUUACGAGGAUGUGCUCCGAGGGCUAGGCCACCAGGUCACAGUCAAGUCAUGCGGGCUGUUCGUCGACCCUGAAACCCCAUGGCUUGGGGCAUCACCAGACAGAGUUGUGCACGACCCCGCGGAGGACCCCCCUCAUGGGAUUGUGGAAAUUAAGUGCUCCCAUUCCCUUUACAACAAAACUGUUGAAGAGCUUACCCAUGCGGACUUCUGCUCCAAAGUAAGUGGAGAUUGCACAAGGCUGAAGGACGAUCAUCCUUUUUAUUAUCAAGUCCUCGGACAAAUGGCGCUGUCUGGGCUGCAGUGGGCAGACUUUGUUGUAUAUGGAAAAAGUUUCAUCCUAAUUGAAAGGAUGGGGUUCAAUGCAAAAGUAUGGCAGAGUGUGAGUGAAAAGUUAGAAGAUUUCUACUUUAAUGAACUGCUGCCACACUUGGAGUGCAGACGAUAG
Ixodes scapularis (black-legged tick) is the source of this 1209-nucleotide messenger RNA. RefSeq lists its product as uncharacterized. Bases 1 to 1209 code for a protein of 402 amino acids. The transcript is spliced from 4 exons. The record is from RefSeq and is a predicted model, not a curated record. Lineage: Eukaryota; Metazoa; Arthropoda; Arachnida; Ixodida; Ixodidae.